This is a messenger RNA of Schistosoma rodhaini, 1938 nucleotides long. NCBI's taxonomy places the organism in Eukaryota, Metazoa, Platyhelminthes, Trematoda, Strigeidida, Schistosomatidae. The record is from the annotation of a GenBank genome assembly.
UAUUCAGUCACAGAAAUUUCAAUUGGCUUAUUCUUGAAAAGUUAAAUAGAAUUUUGUCGGAUAACAUAAACAGGAAUCUCUUCAAUUAGAAAUAUUAGAACGUUAAGUCAUUAUUAUAUACUAGAUAGGCUGUUGUUACUACGCGUUUUACAAACCCCUCUUUAGCAUCUUUCCUAUCAUCCUGUCCUGAUAAUUUUCACUAUAGUCAUCCAAAUGAUAAUGUUUUAUGAAUAAAAUCUUAUUUCAGUCCUUCAAAAUUACCUAGAUACAGUAAAUAUUUAACAGAACUAUACCUCUUAACAAGAUUAAUAUUAGUUAAAUUAAAUUGAAGCUUAUUUUCCAAUGUCAUUUAAACCCAAUUUCAAAUCUAAUUAUGGUAAUGCUAAUCACAAUUUGGAAACGCAAACGAAAAUUAUUAAUUUUUUCAAUACAUACAAACAGUUAUUAGAUGGAUAUACUCGACAUAUCAUGAACAAAUUGCAUCAUACUACAUCCUUCGUCAGUAGUAAUACUAGUUGUGGUAGCAACAUUGGUAAUAAUACCGUUGAAUUUAUGAAUUAUGAUUCACUUCAAGAUCAUCAAAAUAUAACAAAUGUGGAACCAAAUACUGUAUGUUCUUUUAAAUCACCAAUAAUCAGUUCCUAUAAAAACUUAAAUUCGAAAUCAUAUUCAUCAACAACUAAUCCCAUGAACUCCACUUCUAAAUAUCCUUGUUUUAAUGACUUUUGUUGGACAGCAAAUAAUUCACAGUAUAAAUCAAAUGAUUUUAUUAAAACUUACUUCCAAACAUUAUCAUCUUUUCCUUUAUCCAAUUGUGAUUCCUUUAAAACACAACAUGAUCCAUCUAUUAAUUCACGAUCAAAGUUAUCGAUUUCAAGAAUGAAUGAAGAUUUUUUUAAAAACGUUCAACCAUCAACAACAUUAUCAUUAUUUUCUUCAUCAUCUUUUACAUCUUUAUCGAAUAAGUUAUCCAUGUCCCCAUUGACAACGUUGACAAAUACAACAGCAACAUCAUCAAAUUCAUCGUCACCAUCACUAUCAGUAGAUUCAAUAGAUAUAAAAACAAAUAUUCCUAAACAUUUAACCGUACAAAAAAUCUUAAAACGUUUAGCGAAAUUACCAAAUAAUUUAGGACCAUAUAUUUGUCGACUUUGUAAUCAAUAUUUCGAAAAUGCACUCAAGUUAGCUAAUCAUCGUUGUCCAUUAAUACUUCAUACUGAUUAUCGUUGUCCUGAAUGUGAUAAGGUAUUCAGUUGUCCAGCUAAUCUUGCAAGUCAUAGACGUUGGCAUAAACCGAAACCUGAAAACCAUUGCAACCAAGUAGCUAUAGGAAGUCACUCCUCAUUUUCAACAUCAAAUAAUUGUAGAUAUUUUACAGAGAGAAAAUACUAUCAUAAUUCUAAAAAACUGACUACCAAUGCAAAAUUAUUAAACAAUAGUAUACAUUUAAACAAUUUAUCUAAGAAUGAAUUGAACUCAAUGGUAUUUCAUCAAAAGCAAGGGAACCGAUGUAAUCAGUUUGUAAUUAAUUCUAACUGCAUAAGAAAACCAACUUUUACUGUUCAAGCAAUACUUGAAGAUUCUUUUAAUAAUAAUUAUCAAACUCAAAAUAAGAUAACAAGGAAUAAUAAUAAUUUAACAUUGAACUUUGAUGAAACUAUCAUCAAUGUUGAAUCACCAAAUUCAACAGACUGUACUGAAUCAAAUAAGAUAAAUUUAAAUCUCUCAACAACAUAUAACUCAUCAACUAACUACAGUAAUGACAAUAUUCAUACUACAAAUAACAUGUGUAAUAUUAAACAUGAGUUAAUUAGUCAACAAAUUUCAUUACAAUGCAAUUACUGUAAUACUCCGCUAUCAAGUCGUAGCGAAUUAGAAACUCAUAUGGUUGAACAUAUUUUCAGUAGAAUAAAGUCAAAAAUAGAAGAGAUUCAUUAA